UGGUACUUUAUGUAAAUCCAACAUGGCGGCCGCCUGCACCACCAGAGCGCUCCGUAAGGUCGGCGGUAGUAUUUUGGAGUCUCCAGCCUCCUUUCUGGUGGGGAAUGUGAGCGCUCGCGGGUCCAGGAGGACGUACGGUACCGGAGGGUACCGGUCCAAUCUGCUGUCCUCUCUGCGGACCGGAGGGUACCGGUCCAGGGUGCUGGGCUGCACCGUCGUCCUGCUCGGUGGAGGUUUGGGUUUAUACCAGACUGUGAAGUACAGGUUUCAGCAGCACCACCUGGCCGAGGAGGAGACCAAGGUCUCAGGAGGACGAGGUCUGGCAUUGACCCUGUACCAGUACAAGACCUGUCCCUUCUGCAGCAAGGUGCGAGCCUUCCUGGACUACCACGGGCUGCCGUACGAGAUCGUGGAGGUGAACCCGGUGAUGAGGAAGGAGAUCAAAUGGUCGGUCUACAGAAAAGUGCCCAUUCUGAUGGUGGAUAGUGACGUGCAACUGAAUGACUCGUCUGUCAUCAUCAGCUCCCUCAAGACUUAUUUAUUCAGCAAGGACAAAAACGUGUCGGACAUCCUUCGCUGCUACCCGGAGAUGAAGUCUGUGAACAACCGCGGGAAGGAGGUGACGGAGUACUCCAACAAGUACUGGGUGAUGCUGGGCGAGGCCGAGGCCACGGCGCUCUACCCAGAGAAGGAGAUGCAGAAAGAGGAGAUGAAGUGGCGUCAGUGGGUCGACGACUGGCUCGUGCAUCUUAUAUCUCCCAACGUGUACCGGACCACCGGCGAGGCCCUGGCCUCCUUCGACUACAUCGUGCGUGAGGGAAAGUUCGGCACCUACGAAGGAUUCUUCGCCAAAUAUGUCGGUGCCGCCGCCAUGUUUCUCAUCGCCAAGCGGCUGAAGAGUCGAUACGAGCUGCAGGACGACGUGAGGCAGGAUCUCUACAAGGCCGUCAACGACUGGGUGGCAGCCAUCGGCAAGAAGAGGAAGUUCAUGGGAGGAGAUCGUCCAAACCUGGCCGACCUGGCGGUGUUCGGUGUGCUCAGAGUGAUGGACGGCCUGCAGGCGUUUGACGACAUGAUGGUGAACACGAAAGUCAAACACUGGUACAGACGUAUGGAGAGGGCGUCGCUCAACCACGAGGGCCGCGAUGCGUGAACGAGUGAAAGAACACCGGAGAGACUAAACGGUAAACUGCCAAGACGGACGGACGGAGACCGGGAAACAGGAAGAAAGAAGACCCGCUUUUAUUGUGAAAGGGGUUUGAGAAUCCCUGAUAAAUGAAUGGAUUCAAACCUGCAGACGUUUAUGUAGAUGAAGAGAUUAAACACAUAAAUACUGUCGCCUUAUAUCUGAUUUGACCAUUUAAUUAUUAAGCUGCUGCUGUAGAGGAAUUAUCACACCGGCCUGGUUUUAGGUGUUUUACUGGCCUCUACUGCUGAGUGGUGGGAACUGCAAAAAAUUAAAUAAACAAUAAGUUUAUCUUUGAAGCAGCGAUUCUGUUAAUUUCCCUCAAAAGUUUGUUUUAUUUUUCAUUACAUGGAGCUGAAAAUCUCACGAAUCGUCCCUUUAAUACUUCAGUCUGCAGAGUUUCUAUGCAGAUCUAGAAAUCUAUUUCUUUACACAUUUCCAGACUCUGAAUUAAAGACAAUAAAAGCUUAACUCAAAUACUUUCAGUCUUCACCAUGACCAAAUAAAAACUGGUUCACACUAGUCUUGUCUUUGUGAAUGAACAUGGUUUAUUUCAGCCGGUCUCAACCACCGGUUCUUUGGUUUUUGGCUCCUGCAAAGACUCAAGUGCUGCUUGUAUUUAUGAAAAAUAAAAAGUAAAAAUCUGUUUUAAUUUCUUCACAUUUGCUCCAAUUUUUGCCGAUAAAUAUGAAGAUUUUAGCUUCUAAACCUCAGACUGAAAAGGAAAAUGAUCUUUAGUUGAUCAAUUAAGAUCCAGUUGACUCGGCUAAGUUUAUCAUUUAGUUAAGUUGACAUUUAAAGUCGGAUACUUUCAGCUUUGUCUGGGGAAAAAAGUGAUCAUUUAGGAUUUAUUUCUUUGUGUGAACUUGUUUCAGAUCAUUUUAUUUCAGGUGAUUGUAACUGAUGCAGGAAUCAAUGAGCUCAUCUGAUGCUGUUCUCUUCAGGAGUUUAAUUAUAUUAAAGUGUAAGAAGAACUGGUGACCCUCCAGUUUGUGUAUUUAAACUGCAGAUGCAUUUCUGAAUUAAUUUUAUUAAAACCAACUUGAUGUGCUUAGUUGUGAAAAGGUAAAAAUCUAAUAAAAAGGAAACUGACUUGAGUUAUUACAUCUUUAGUAAUCAUUUAUACAUCAGUUUCUCUUAAAGUCAGCUUCCACAUUAACUAUAUUUUUAUAAUUUCAACUAAUGAGGUUUAUGGCCACAUUUAACUUGGUGUUUCGGUGCAUAGUUCCCAUUUUUUUGACCCUUGUGAGGCUCCGUAGAAUAGUCUAAUUUACAAAAAGAGGAAAACUAAAUCAAAGGCCGACAAACUGAGUAAACUGCUGACGAGGUUUUAUUUCAGACAUUUGGUUCACAGAUGGAGACGAUCAUUCUAUUAACACUAAUAAUCCACAUUAUAUUCAGACCUCUGCUCCACAAACUCAGAUUUAUGAUCAAAUCUUUAGUGUUUUGGAACAAUAGCGACUGACGCGCUUCAGCAGUUAAACUC
Molecule: messenger RNA, 2672 nt
Organism: Anarrhichthys ocellatus (wolf-eel)
Lineage: Eukaryota; Metazoa; Chordata; Actinopteri; Perciformes; Anarhichadidae
Gene: ptgesl
Product: prostaglandin E synthase 2-like
Exons: 7
Coding region: 23-1153 (376 amino acids)
Cellular component (GO): mitochondrion
Molecular function (GO): prostaglandin-E synthase activity
Source: RefSeq, a predicted model, not a curated record